Messenger RNA from Sceloporus undulatus (fence lizard), 2114 nucleotides. It is a transcript of the gene NMNAT1, whose product is annotated as nicotinamide nucleotide adenylyltransferase 1. Gene Ontology annotation, biological process: NAD+ biosynthetic process. NCBI's taxonomy places the organism in Eukaryota, Metazoa, Chordata, Lepidosauria, Squamata, Phrynosomatidae. Gene Ontology annotation, molecular function: nicotinamide-nucleotide adenylyltransferase activity; nicotinate-nucleotide adenylyltransferase activity. The record is from RefSeq and is a predicted model, not a curated record. The transcript is spliced from 5 exons. The coding region runs from base 283 to 1236 and encodes 317 amino acids.
GAAACAGAAAAAGGCUGUAAGAAAGCAACCAACAACAACAAAAGUUGCAGUUAGAGUGGGGAGGGGAGAAAGGCACAUCAUUUCAGCUAUAAACCCCCCAUCAGAUGUGAAUGCAGGACUUGGGGGCAUAUAUCCCACUGGAUGUCAUUACACUGCACCUCCCAUGAUUCCUCACCAUUUGGCUCUACUGGCAAGAGCUGAUGGAAGUUGCAGUCCAACAACAUCUGGAGCACCCUUGCCCACUUGAUCAUCGGCACCUAUUGAUUUCUGUGCUGCUUUUUCAUGGUGAAACCAUGCUCAAAGUGGCCAACAGCAGCUUUGUGGGAGAAUACAGGGACAUUUCCAGCGUGCGAUUGCCCGACCUUGUUUCUCCCCCUGCGUCAAAAGACUAUGGAGAAUUCAGAUACCAGGAGUGAGGUGGUUCUUCUGGCAUGUGGGUCUUUCAAUCCAAUCACCAACAUGCAUCUCCGACUCUUUGAACUGGCGAGGGAUCACUUGCACGAAACAGGGAAGUACAAAGUGGUGAAAGGGAUCAUUUCACCUGUGGGGGAUGCCUAUAAGAAGAAAAGCCUGAUCAGCGCUAGGCACCGGGUGGCCAUGGCAAAGCUUGCAACAGAGAGCUGCGACUGGGUGGAUGUGGACGAUUGGGAGAGCAGCCAGCAGGAAUGGCAGGAGACCGUCAAAGUCCUCAGGCAUCACCAGCAAAAGCUGAAGGAUUUGUAUUGCGCUUCGGCCGUUGACAAUGCCACUCCUCAGAAUAAAGUGGGCCGGAAGAGGAAGCGGGAGGCAGGAGGCCAACCCUCUCUCAAGAGAAACCAGUCACAAACAAAAGCUGUCCCUCAGCUGAAGAUGCUGUGCGGGUCGGAUGUCCUGGACUCUUUCAUACUCCCCAAUCUCUGGAAACCAGAAGACAUCACAGAAAUCCUAACCAACUAUGGCAUGGUAUGCAUCACCCGACUUGGGAACUUUUCCCAGAAAUCCAUAUAUGAUUCUGACAUGCUUUGGAGACACAAGGAUAAUAUUCUUCUAGUAGAUGAAUGGAUCACCAAUGAUAUCUCAGCCACCAAGAUCCGGAGAGCCCUGAGGAGGAACCAAAGUGUCCGAUACCUGAUUCCUGACGCUGUUGUAGACUAUAUCAGGCAACACAACGUAUACACUGGGGAGAGUGAAGAAAAGAAUAAGGGAGCGAGCCUAGCUCCUUAUCAAAGAUACACAAGGGAGGCCACCAAAAAUUGAGUGGUCCCUCCCUUCAGGUGGGGCUUGGGGAGGAUGGGGGGUACUUUUUGAGAGCCUAAAUGGAUGGCCUCUUUCACAGGCCAUGGCCACCAGUGGAAUUCCUUUGUGUGCUGUGAUCAGAGCUUUAGGUCCAUUUUUGUUUGGACCGACAUGUUAGAGAUAUAUCUGAUCAAACAGAAAAUUACAUAAGUUACAAUUACGUAAGAUGCGUUUAUCAUAUCGGGUCCCACUCUUUUUCUAUUACUGUAAUGCCUUUAUAGGACAAACGACCUGUUAAAAUGUCCAUCUCCCACAUUUCAAGAACUUCCACCAUAUUUCAUGAUCAGGUGUCUCAUGAUUUUUCCAAAAUUGGGCUAAUAUAGUUCUGGCGGCGGUUACUAAAUGUAGUAAGAUUCUUCCAUGCUUGAUCUUGAUUUGUGUUGAAAGUUUAUCUAGCAUGUUUAACAAAUGCAUUUCCGGACACAUUUUGAAAUUAAUCUCCAACGUCUGCUCAAUUUCUCUAUGUAUGGUUUUCCCGUGAAGUUUUAGUUUUGGACAUUUCCACCAUACGUGGAUCCAAGUUCUGGGUGCAUUAUCACACUUCCAACAAGUUCCUGGGUCUGUUUUGUACAUGUUUGCUAGUUUAUUAGGGGUCAAAUGCCACCUAUGUUCCAUCUUCCAAAAACAUUUCCGAAGACUUUGGGACUUUGUGAAUUUCUUUGUUUUUUUCACGGGCUGAUUUCAAAUUGUCCAUAUCUAUCAUGUGCCCUAAAUCAGAUGCCCAUUUUAUCAUUGUAUCUGUGACAGGUUCUUUCUCCUGUUCCAAAUUUCUAAGAAAUUUGUAUAGUUUUGCUAUCUCUUUCUUGGCUGUAUCUAAUAAAAUGUUUGCAAAUUCUGAA